Molecule: messenger RNA, 4830 nt
Organism: Patella vulgata (common limpet)
Lineage: Eukaryota; Metazoa; Mollusca; Gastropoda; Patellidae
Product: paired amphipathic helix protein Sin3b
Exons: 28
Coding region: 194-4237 (1347 amino acids)
Biological process (GO): negative regulation of transcription by RNA polymerase II
Cellular component (GO): chromatin
Molecular function (GO): transcription corepressor activity
Source: RefSeq, a predicted model, not a curated record
GGGGUUCCAAAUAGAAAGUGGCGAACUUUGUAUGGAUUACCCUCGGUGAUAUCCCUCUGGAUAAUCUACAAUAAUCUGAAUCAUCCAUGAUUUCUGAAUAAUUUAUUACAAGUAGUGGGUUGAUACCAACAGGAAGUGGUACCAUUGUUUUCCUAACUUAUAUUUGGCAUCCUAUGGGAGCCUCAAACUACUUAUGAAUAUGAAUCGUCGCAUUGAAGAUCAGCAUCGUGUUAAUCCCAGUGAACCAUUUCAGCGUGGUGUAAUAGCACCUACUCAAAGAUUUAAUCCUGAUGUUCCUGAGAAUUUAUCACGUAAUAUACCAUAUAAUAUGCCAGGAUAUUCAGUUAGUCAAGGAGGUCAUCAUCCUCCCCCUGUACAUCAUCCAUUAACUGGUGUACCGGCCCCGUCGCAACCUCAUCCCCCACAACCUGCUGUACAACCUCCACAGAUGCCAUCACAACAGAUGCCACCGAUAAGUAUUCCAGAAGGCAGAAAUGCAUUUGAAAACACCAGUCAACAUGCUUUACAAAGAAUAUUUCCUAUGGAUGCUGAGUCCCAUAAUGCUCAGGUGCAGGGUCAGCAGCAACAGUUUCAAAGGUUAAAGGUUGAAGAUGCUCUUUCGUACUUAGAUCAAGUUAAACUACAGUUUGGUAAUCAUCCGCAAGUUUAUAACGACUUUCUCGACAUAAUGAAGGAGUUUAAAUCUCAAACUAUUGAUACUCCCGGGGUAAUAAAUCGUGUAUCUAACUUAUUUAAAGGCCAUCCUGAUCUAAUAGUAGGAUUUAAUACAUUUCUACCACCUGGUUAUAAGAUUGAAGUACAAUCAGAAAUGAUUAAUGUACAUCAACCAGGACAACAAGUUGUAUCUAUAUCACAGAGUAAUGUCCUCCAAUUAGCCUCUGCUACACCAAUGCUUCAUCAGCAGAAUAAUGCUAGUCAGAGUCAAAAUAACUCAUCUGCUGCUUCUCAUCAUUCAUAUCAUCAAUCACCUCGUCACAAUCCUGAACCUACACCCCCAUCUUCACAACAACAGCAACAGCAGCAGCAGCAGCAACAACAGCAGCAGCAACAACAGCAACAACAACAACAACAGCAACAACAGCAACAACAACAACACAAUAAUAAUAACAAUCAACAGCAACAAGCUGGUCAACCCGUUGAAUUUAAUCACGCAAUCAACUAUGUCAAUAAAAUCAAGAAUCGAUUUCAAGGUCAACCAGAAAUCUACAAACAGUUUUUAGAGAUUCUGCAUACGUAUCAAAAAGAACAGAGAAAUUUAAAGGAGGGUUUAGUUUCAUCAACGUAUAAACCUUUAACAGAAGCAGAGGUCUACUCUCAAGUAGCUAAAUUAUUUCAAAAUCAAGAAGAUUUAUUGGCAGAAUUCGGUCAGUUCUUACCCGAUGCCAAUGGUUCAUCAUCGUUUGUUAAUUCUUAUGCUAGUAUAUUUACUCAUGCUGUGGUAAGUCAUAAUGAUUCAUCAGCACUGGGUGUAAGGAAUGACCAUUCUUCAACAGUUAAAAAACCUGGUUUUAAUAACAAGAAUCAGUCAAAUAAAAGUAGUCAAUUAAAACGUCCCAUGCCUGGUUCACAGAUACCUGCUAAGAAACCUAAAACAAGUAGUUUAAAAGAUGUGUCAUUAGCAGAAGCUGGUAAAUAUGGUACGCUGAAUGAAUAUGCAUUUUUUGACAAAGUACGCAAAGCUUUAAAACACCAUGAAGUAUAUGAUAACUUUUUACGCUGUCUAGUUCUCUUUAAUCAGGAAGUUAUCUCACGAAAUGAACUAGUCCAACUAGUUCAAAAUUUUCUAGGAAAAUAUCCAGAGUUAUUAAAAUGGUUUAAAGAUUUUCUUGGUUGUAAAGAAUCUGGAGGUACAACAGAAGCCAUUCCACAACCAGCUACAGCUAAAGAAAGAAUCAGUGGUGAAUUAUUAAUGGAAAUAGAUUUUGCUACUUGUAAGAGAUAUGGAGCAAGUUACAGAGCUUUACCUAAAUCUUACCCACAACCAAAAUGUUCCGGUAGAACACAGCUUUGUCGUGAGGUAUUAAAUGAUACAUGGGUGUCGUUUCCAUCCUGGUCUGAAGAUUCUACAUUUGUAACAUCACGUAAAACACAAUACGAAGAACAUAUAUAUCGAUGUGAAGAUGAAAGAUUUGAGCUUGAUGUUGUGAUAGAAGCUAAUUUAUCUACUAUAAGGGCAUUAGAGGGUGUGAAUAAAAAAUUAAGUCGUAUGACUCCCGAAGAACAAGCCAAGUUCCGCUUAGAUAAUUCAUUAGGUGGAUCAUCUGAAGUCUUACACAGACGCGCAAUACAAAGAAUAUAUGGCGACAAAGCUCCAGAAAUUAUAGAUGGUAUGAAGAAAAAUCCAUGUGUAGCUGUUCCAUUAGUUCUGAGACGUUUAAAAGCUAAAGAAGAAGAAUGGCGAGAGUCUCAGAGAGGAUUUAAUAAAAUCUGGCGGGAACAGAAUGAGAAAUAUUACCUCAAAUCAUUAGAUCACAUGGGAAUCAAUUUUAAACAAAAUGACAUCAAAGCCAUCCGCUCAAAGGCAUUAUUAAAUGAAAUAGAGACUAUUUAUGAUGAGAAACAAGAACAGAUAUUAGAGGGUCAAAAUGAAAACUCCAGUCCUCACCUAUCAUUUGUAUAUAAAGAAAGAAGUAUGAUAGAUGAUGCAGCUAAUCUUAUAAUACAUCAUAUGAAACGACAAACAGGUAUACAUAAAGAAGAUAAAACAAAAAUUAAACAAUUAUUAAAUCAUUUUAUACCAGACAUGUUUUUCUCUCCACGUGGUGAAUUAAGUGAUGAUGAAGGCGAUAAAGAUGAAGAUAUGGAGACCGAUGAUUAUGAGAGAACUGAGAUAAAGAAACCAGAAACAAGUAGUAGAAAAGAAGAUAAAACUCCACCACCAUCAGUAGCAGACACAACAACAGUUGAUAAAAAACCUGAAAUAAAGAAAGAACCUGGUACUGAUGAUAAACAACAACAAUUACCACCAUUGGUUAAUGGUGUUAAUACUGAUGAAUCUGAUGAUGAUGAUGAAAAAUGUUCUCUGUUUUUCACCAAUAAUAACUGGUAUCUGUUUUUCCGUUUGCAUCAAUUAUUAUGUGAACGCCUGCAUAGAAUUUAUACGUUGACCCAGAAAAUAGUACAAGAAGAUUGUCGGAAGGAACGUAAAGAUUCUACUGCUAUAGCACUACGAUUAAAAACACCUUUUGAAGUAGAACCUGAAGACUAUUAUUCCUACUUUCUAGAAAUGAUUAAAAAUUUAUUAGAUGGUCACAUGGAAUCUAGUUCGUAUGAAGAUCAACUACGUGAAAUGUUUGGUAUACAGGCUUAUAUUGCCUUUACUAUGGAUAAACUCGUACAAAAUCUUGUUAGACAGCUACAACAUAUAGUAACUGAUGAAACCUGUCAGAAAGUCAUGGAUUUAUUUAUUGAAGAACAGAAAAAUGGUGCCACAGGUGGUCGCUUAGCAACACAACAUCAGAGAACUUUAGUAGAAUCAUCAUUUCAACGCAGAGCAGAACAACUUCUUUCAGAAGAAAAUUGUUAUAAAAUAGUUAUUUUUAAGAAAGAGUGUAAAUUAACUCUAGAAUUAUUAGAUACAGAACAUGAUCAAGGUGAUGAUCCGGUAGAAGUAGAAAAAUGGUCCGAGUAUGUUGAACAAUAUGUAGCACAGGAUGAUACAAUAUCAGAAGAGCUUAAAGAUCAACUUACCAAAAAACCUGUCUUUUUACCCAGAAUUGUUCGACAGUCAAGGCAGCAUAACAAGAAUAAAACGCGUGGUGAAGAGGAAGAAAAAGAGAAAGAUAAAGACAGUGAUACUAAAGAAGAAGCAACUGGACCCCUUAAACCUAAAACUGAAGAUAUGGAUAUUAUGGACAGUACAGGGUGUAAAUUUAAUGUGAAUUCUUUUAAAAUGGUGUAUGUAGUGAACAGUGAAAGCUAUCUGUAUAAACGAAUGGCACUAAAAAAAGCCAAAGAGUCCCAUAAACGAGUGUCGUUAAAGUUACAUGAAAAAUUCAUGACAAAAGUGAAUAAAUGGAGAAAGGAAAAUGUGACUGCCGAACUAGAAGCAGCUUGUUCUCAGUGGCUGCUGGGUAAAGGUGAAGGACUUCAUGCGUGUAAAACAACGUGUAAUAAAAUUUACUUUCCGGACAAAUCUCCCUACUACCAAUAUAACAAAUAUUCUGUGGAAUAUUUUGAAGCAAACAACGCCUCGAAACCUGACAUAGAAAAAUAAGUGUUAAACUGCAUGUAUAUGAAAUAUUUUCACAAACUGUCUCUUUUCUUUUUGCUACAAUAUUCAUUAUUUAUCAAGACAAUAACUCGACAUCAGUACAUGGAAGUAUCCUCUGAAUUUGUUAUUCAUGUAACUUGUAUUAUGGCCAUCAUGUUGAAGAUAACCAGUCUUUAACUCGCAAAUAUUGCAUUUGUUCCGUGAAAAUAUCAAGUGAUUUUUCUGUUAAGAAUGUGAAAUACAAAAGUUAUUAUAUCACAACAGAAAACAAUUUAAAGGCUGGAAAAUUAUAAAGUGCUAAUUGUGUACAUAUAUUAUGUAUAGAUUUUACUUUUUCAAGCCAUUAUUACAUUGUAUAUGACUUACUUAUGGGCACUGUACAUAUUCAAUUGUUUUUGUUUUUCUUUCCACCAAUAUUUUCCAUAGCGUCAUUUGUAUUGUAUUAGUGUAUAAAUAGCCAUUUCGUACCAUUUAUUCAUUGUAGUAGGUUAAGGUUGUAUAAUAGAUAAGUAUCAUGUAAGUAGAAUCAUACAGAUAUUCUGUAUAUUGUCAUUAUGUAAAGAACCACUCAAUAAAAUUAUUUUGAAAUUAUGAAA